Messenger RNA from Moneuplotes crassus, 365 nucleotides. Lineage: Eukaryota; Ciliophora; Spirotrichea; Euplotida; Euplotidae. The record is from the annotation of a GenBank genome assembly.
UCUAGUCUGAACCCAUAUAUGGAGAACCAGAAUCUUGGCGAGGCUGAUCGCCACCAUUAAAUUUGCAUUAAUGGAAACGAGGAAUUUUCCCUAAUUUUUCUCUACAGAUAUAGAUGAGGAUAUCCAGAAGAUGACACUUGGCUGCAAACUAUUCACUCCUAGUGGGUACAAACAUAAUUUUUCAUUAUUUCUACUCAUUGGGUAGAUUUCUAUUUAAAUAGAGGACCUAAGAAAGUGAAGCUUAAUAGGAAUAUGGAAGAUAUUGAGAACCAGCUGAUGUGAGGGACAAUGAACCUCAAAAUAUUAUGAUUAAGACUAAACAUGCCAUAGAUGUCCUUAGGCUCCCCAAUAUUAUCAAGAAGAUG